GCACAGUGCCACAAGAGAGGAUCGUUGUGAAAGAGACAAUAGAAAUCAUUUUAUUGAUUCAGUGGCGUGCUUCAGAAGAAUUCGUAGAACAAGUUGUAUCGGUAAAGCGUUCAGUUGAGUGUGAAACACUGAAUUUUCCCUUGCGGUAGUGCUGCCAUUUUCCGCGCCACGAAGAAAGCCACACAAAAAACAGUAAUUGACCAAUCAACUAUAUUAUCUUAUAUCGACGGUGGCAAACGUGUUCGCCACGGAGUGAUUACGAGAAACGAUGAUUAUAGUGUGAUAACAUUUGGUGUUAUCAAAGGUGAUACUGCAGAACAAGAUACUUUUUCUUUCCGUGUAAAACGUCGGUCUUCGAUCCUCGCGAUCCUCGAAUAUUGGGAUAUAGCGAGCUCACACUCAUCGCAUCUCACCGCAGGUGCUCGCGGACCAACGUCGGUCAUUCGGUGCUCUGACGGCGAACCGGAUCGACCAACGGACCGAACCCGACCGGACAAUGCUGCUGAUCGACUGUUUCCGCCGGCCAUCGCACGAGCUGCAGACGAGGAAGAAGCAAUCCUCGAAGCAGCUGGAGCAGGUGCGACCACUAAUCCGCGAUCCCAUCAAGAUACUGCUGCUGGGGGCCGGCGAGUCCGGCAAAACGACCAUCAUCAAGCAGAUGCGCAUUUUGCACAUCCAAAACAGCUACAGCAUCGAUGAGCGGUUGGAUCGGUUGUCGGACAUUUUCGAAAACAUCCACGAGUCAAUCUACGAGCUGGUGCGGGAAGCGAUCCUUCACGAGCUGAAGUUUGAUUCGCUGGCCAACCAGCGAUGCGCGGAGUACAUCCUGCGGGUCGGCCGCCAGUCGCCCGAGAAGCCGUCGAUGGAGUACGUACAGUGUGUCCGCUCACUGUGGGCAGACCGAGGCAUCCAACGGUGCUACAAACGGGCCAACGAGUUUCAGCUGAUUGAAAGUGCCAAAUAUUUCCUUGAUCGCGUGGAAAAAAUCUCGAUGCCGGGUUACAUUCCGUCGAACGGAGACAUUCUGAACUGCCGGAAGAUAACGACCGGGAUCCAGGAGACACGGUUCAACGUGCGAAUGCCCGUCUCGCUUGGAGGGGGUUUCCAGGAGUUCCGCAUGUUUGACGUGGGUGGCCAGCGCCACCACCGGAGCAAGUGGAUGCAGGCGUUCGAGGGCGUUCAGGCGGUGCUGUUCCUCGUCUCGUGCGGUAGCUUCGACCAGACUUUGCGCGAGGACCCGAAACAGAACCGACUGGCCGAGGGCUUCGAGUUGUUCCGGGGCGUGUGGCACAACCGAUUUCUGGCCGAAACCGGUGUAGUAGUGUUCCUCAAUAAACAGGAUGUUCUCGAGCAGAAGCUACUGGCGGGCAAAUCGAUACGGACCUACUUUCCCGAGUACGACGAUUACGUGGCGUUCGCCGAUAAGGAUCAGCUGUACGACGAGCUGUCCCGCACGCGAUCCUUCAUUCGGUCGAAGCUAGUGGACAUCACGAACGAACCACCGCGGCGAACGUCCCAUCUGAUAGGAAGGAAACGGUCCUGCUUUUAUCACUUCACCGUCGCCACCGACACACAGAGCGUACGAACUGUGUUCAACGAAGUGCAAAACAUCGUACUAACAAAAAAUCUCUCCAGCGUGAAUGUGCUUUAGUAAGGGGUUCAGGUUGCUGCUCCCAACUUCUGUGAAUAUUUAUUAUUUGUCCGGCAAUGCAAUCGCUACCGUAGUGUCAGAAUGCAGCUCUCAUUUCUUUAGUAUUAUGUUCGACACGACGUUUGUGAUCAUUUGAAAUAGGAGUAGCCCCAGUUUACUGCUUGUUGUCUGUUAAUGCAAAUCUCAGAAAUA
Anopheles bellator is the source of this 1843-nucleotide messenger RNA. RefSeq names its product guanine nucleotide-binding protein G(f) subunit alpha (gene Galphaf). Gene Ontology annotation, molecular function: G protein-coupled receptor binding; GTPase activity; G-protein beta/gamma-subunit complex binding. Gene Ontology annotation, cellular component: heterotrimeric G-protein complex. Bases 497 to 1651 code for a protein of 384 amino acids. The record is from RefSeq and is a predicted model, not a curated record. Lineage: Eukaryota; Metazoa; Arthropoda; Insecta; Diptera; Culicidae. Gene Ontology annotation, biological process: adenylate cyclase-modulating G protein-coupled receptor signaling pathway. The transcript has 5 exons.